CCUGACGCGUCGCUUUUACUGCCCUCCGUUGCCCACUCCUGUGCACCAGUACAGUGGUCGCUCAAUAAAGAAAAUCACUUAAAGAACAUAAAAAAGAAACCCCGAGUCUGAAAAAUGCCCUUGGACUCUUCUCACCUUUGGCUUUUAUCAUCUUUGACUUCUUAAAAGUUGACAUGCCAAUUAGUGCAUUCAAAAUUCAUGACGUGUGUUAAUUGCUACACUUAAACCCAACUAGAUGGCCAACGAUUGGGGGCUGUAAAACCUUUAAGACAAAACCGGGCCUUAUCGCCGCGUGAAAGAUAGCAGAUAAUGUUGUUUAUGAUUUCCCAAAACAACUUUGUGAUUCAGUUUUAGCCACGACCCAGCAAUGGUGGCAUCGCAACGGACCAGAGAUCUGUGCCGCACAGUAAGAUUGAAAUCGACGCAGGUUUUCAUUGUGGCCGGAACAUGCCUAAUUACGGUCCUAAUCACCCUGCUCUGCAUUGGCUUUAUGACGCGCUACGAGGUGGAGAACGAGGUGGCCAACGUGGCGGAUGUGGACUACUGGAAGGACAGGGUGGCAGCCUUACAGAAAAUCUGGUAUGACAAGGGCAUUGAAGAGCUGAAUGAAGCUCUAAGAACGCCAUCGGGUCCGGUAUAUCCCAGGAACUUGAGGAUCUUUGUGGUUCAGGGAAUAGAUGGUCGGGACUUGGCUACCCAUCGGUUUCCAGCUCGAGAGAUUAGCCAGGGCAAUGUGAACUUUGUGUGGGACCAAUAUUCGCAUUUGGCCCGCCUGAAGAACAGCUGCAGUCAGAGAUUUCCCUGCCCAGUGGGAGGGUUAUCCCGGGCCUUCUGGACGGGGAUUCCUCUGGAAAAGUCUGUGGAAAUGGAAACGGAAUGCAAGCAAAUGGAUAACCAAACGGAUUCCUUGAUGAGUGUCCUAAGACAGGCUCAAUUAGCCGGCCUGCGAACUGGUUUUGUGACCACUCAACGGCUGACGGGUUCCACGGGAGCAGCUCUCUACGGCAACAGCCUGUACGAAUGCGAUGAGCGAAUGCCUAUGGGUUUCCUCCAAUCCGGCUGCCAGGAUGUGGCCCGCCAGCUAAUAUCCGGAGAGACUGGCAAGGCCCUCAACGUGAUCAUAGGCGGCGGCCGGCAAAUGCUAAGCAAACUCGUGCCGCAAACCCAGUUCGAUCCCGUGGACGAGCUACUCUGCCAGGCCGGCGAAGGGCGCAACUUGCUGAAGGAGUGGCGCAAUCAGAAGCUCAAGCAGAGCAAAAUCAGGCCCAUUAAGUUUGAUUUGAUCCAGCGAACCGAUGAGCUGGAGUCCCUGAAUGCCAGCCGCUAUGACCACCUGAUGGGGGUGAUGGCCAAUGGAGACUUGAGUGGAAAUCCCAAGGCUCCAUCUUUUAAGCUAAUGGUGGAAAAGUCACUCGAAGUUUUGGAGGGAAAAAAACAAGGCUAUCUACUAAUUGUGGAGCAGGUUAGGGAGAAGGGAGUGAACAGUAGAAGACAGCUGCAGAUCCUGAACGAUACACUGGUUAGUCUUCCUAAGGAUAGGGAUACCUUAACCCUGGUGCUCUUUACCAAUGGCAUAUAUCCAAAGCCCAGCCUAGACAUCAGCGAGGAAACGGAAACCAUCAGUUAUUUGUCAGAGAUUUUUAACGAAGAGGAAAUUCGACUUCAGGAAAGACUGCAGCAAAUGCCGUCGGAGAGUUUGCUGUUUGCGCAGGGACCCAGGUCUACCUUAUUUGUUGGUUUACGAAAUGAAACCUACCUGGCACAUGCUAUAGCUCAUGUCCUUAGCAUGAGUAAGCUGGUAGCCAAACUAUAAAGGGAAUUAAAUGUUUUAAAAGAAAAAUUAAUAGUUUUUAAGGUUUGUGUUCUAUGGUUGUAAUUACUAUUACUUCUAAUCCUUUUCCCCCAAAUAAAAGUCUUCCGUUUGUUAAUUGAUUUAUUAAACUUUAA
Drosophila kikkawai is the source of this 1947-nucleotide messenger RNA. RefSeq names its product Alkaline phosphatase 13 (gene Alp13). The record is from RefSeq and is a predicted model, not a curated record. Gene Ontology annotation, biological process: dephosphorylation. Gene Ontology annotation, molecular function: alkaline phosphatase activity. NCBI's taxonomy places the organism in Eukaryota, Metazoa, Arthropoda, Insecta, Diptera, Drosophilidae.